Molecule: messenger RNA, 921 nt
Organism: Talaromyces marneffei
Lineage: Eukaryota; Fungi; Ascomycota; Eurotiomycetes; Eurotiales; Trichocomaceae
Exons: 1
Coding region: 1-921 (306 amino acids)
Source: RefSeq, a predicted model, not a curated record
AUGCCUGACAGUCAUGCUGAUGCACAUCACGAUGAGCCGACGGAAUCAUCGCCUCUGCUCCCAAAGACCGACAAGAAGAAACAAAGUGAACCCCAGAGUCAACCGCAACAAGGCAACAGCAGCAAAAAGACGGACACCACUCCCCCAGCUCAACCUCAACCACAACCACAAGCACCACCGCAACCACCACCACAACCGCAACCCACCGCCUCCAUCGGACCACCCAUGGAUGUUAAGCCCACUGGCCCGGAUGGCGCAUCAGGAGCAACAGCAGCUGCCCCCGCCCAAGCCUGGCCCGCGCCCGCCGGUCUCCCACCGCGCGACGACGACGAUGAAAGGCUCAUCAUCUUCCGCCGCGCAGUCGGUAUCAACUACCACCUCGCCGCGACCGACACUGUAACUAUGGAAGAAGGCCGACGUGAAGCUAUGGGCAUCUACCGGGCCGUUAUCAACGCCAAGAGAGCGAAGACGUGGCAAUUCCGCAGCCUGUGGUGUGUUGUCUUGGUCUGCCAUUUUGCGCAAAUCAUUAUUGGGGCUGCAUUGACUGCGCUGGGACCGCUUGCGAGUGAUCAUGGUAUUAUUAUUACGAUUUUGGGUGCGCUGAAUACAGUUAUUGCGGGCCUGUUGGCGCUUGUUAGUGGUCAAGGGCUACCCGAGAGAAUCCAAAAGGAUGAGAUUGGCUAUAGAAAGAUACAGGAUUGGAUUGAGGAGACGGAGUCGUUGUUGAGUGUUGGAAUUAUAGGCAGGAAUAGAAAAGAAGUUGGAUUGUUGGUGGAGGAGGCAUUUAAGAAGUAUAAUGCGGCCAAGUCGAAUGAGGAGAAUAAUAGGCCGAGUGCGUAUGUGAAUGCGCCGGAGGAGCCGUCGAGGGCUACUUUCGACGGGGGCAACCAGGCGUCUACACAGUCGAUACCGUGGAAAUGA